AUGUCCGACACGGAGGCCCCCACUGCUACUACUACCCUUUACGUAUCACCAAUUGCUGACCCUCUUAUGGGAGGCAAGUUGAAUGCUCGUGCUAUGAAGCUUGUGAAGAAGGCUGCUACGACUAAGUGUUUACGGAGAGGCGUACCGGAGGUCCUGAAGGCCAUAAGGAAGGGUCAGAAGGGUAUGAUACUAUUGGCUGCUGAUGUUUACCCUGUGGAUGUUAUUGCUCAUGUGCCGGCUUAUUGUGAGAAGAAUGGUAUCCCUUAUGCAUACGUACCCUCAAGACAAGCGUUGGGUACUGCCUGCCAGACUAAGAGGGCCGCCUCCGUAGUCUUGGUGAUACAGCCUAAGGAUGACUCUACUUAUACCAAGACUUACGAACAGGUACUCCUCCUCAAAAACAAAUAA
This is a messenger RNA of Perkinsus marinus ATCC 50983, 408 nucleotides long. RefSeq lists its product as hypothetical. Gene Ontology annotation, molecular function: box H/ACA snoRNA binding. Gene Ontology annotation, cellular component: nucleolus; box H/ACA snoRNP complex. NCBI's taxonomy places the organism in Eukaryota, Perkinsozoa, Perkinsida, Perkinsidae. The transcript is spliced from 4 exons. The record is from RefSeq and is a predicted model, not a curated record. The coding region runs from base 1 to 408 and encodes 135 amino acids. Gene Ontology annotation, biological process: snRNA pseudouridine synthesis; rRNA pseudouridine synthesis; ribosome biogenesis.